Molecule: messenger RNA, 1220 nt
Organism: Pseudovirgaria hyperparasitica
Lineage: Eukaryota; Fungi; Ascomycota; Dothideomycetes; Acrospermales; Acrospermaceae
Product: 5'-nucleotidase
Exons: 2
Biological process (GO): nucleotide catabolic process
Molecular function (GO): hydrolase activity
Source: RefSeq, a predicted model, not a curated record
GUCGAACAGACCAGACGGUAAAAUCAUCUAUUUGUCUUCCCCUGUUUUGAUAUCUUUGGGUCAUGAAUUGGUUAUUCAUUGUAGUAUCCUCAAGAGUUCUGAUUUCAUAUCGAUCCACUGCAGAAUUGAAAGUUUCAUUGCUUCAAAUCAGAACGAGAUCCGGCCAAAACUAAGUACAUGUACAGGAAACCCAGAAUCGCUACCGCACACAGCGCAAAUAUCGUAUUAAGGACGCCUUCGAUAGCGCACCCCGCCGAGGAUCGUUCGCAGAUGAGCCAGGCAUGAUAACAUCUGUGACCUAUAAUAUCUGUUAGCAGAGCUAGUGGAGUCGUAAUUAGUCAGAGGACUUGCAAUCUGGUCGAGCAUUAUCGCACUGCAACGCUAUAUCAGUAUAAGUUUCAUCAAUUUUAUGUAAUCUUACACUUAUCUUCCGCCGCUGACAGGUUAAACAACCGCUAUGCAGAUUGCGGCCUCAUGGCCGCCGGUACUAUCCGAGGUGAUCAAAUAUACCCACCAGGCGUGCUCCGACUGAAGGACAUUAUGAAUUGCUUCCCAUUCGAAGAUCCGGUAGUUGUCAUCAACGUAACUGGGCAAGCUAUCCUCGAAGCUCUCGAGAACUCCGUAAGCAAAUUCCCCGCGCUCGAGGGUCGCUUUCCACAAGUCUCCAACAUUGAAUUCGAGUUUCAUCCCGAAAAGCCAGAGGGGUCCCGCAUUAUAAGCUGUGAAGUUGCAGGCGGGCCGCUAGACAAGGACCGUGUGUAUAAGCUGGCGACAAGGGGCUAUAUGGCGCGCGGAAAGGAUGGGUAUGAUUCGCUACUCAUCGAAGCUGAGGGUGGUAAGGCAGUCGAAAUUGUGUCCGAGGAGAACGGUGUCCUGAUAUCGACACUGCUGCGACAGUACUUCAUGUCGUUGAAAGUGCUCGGGAAAUGGAAGAUGUGGGGGCCAAGUAUGGGUCGACAUUGGCAUUUGCAGGCCAAACACCCCCAUAUGGAGCCCCAGUCGCCGACGGACGAUGUUCUGGGAGCGUUCGAGUCGUUCGAGGCGGAACGCACGAAUCGAAGUCAAGUGACUGGGGAGACGGAUGGCGUUGAUGCGGACAGCGAGGAUGAGACCGCGACCACCAAACCGAUUUCGACGCAGUCGAGUCGGCAGGAACGAGAGCUGGAGGUUAUGAGACGAGUCAUGCGGAAAUGGUGGCGGCUGGCCGGGAUGACAGAGGA